Saccostrea cuccullata (small rock oyster) is the source of this 1056-nucleotide messenger RNA. RefSeq lists its product as uncharacterized. The record is from RefSeq and is a predicted model, not a curated record. Gene Ontology annotation, molecular function: protein binding. The annotation marks the transcript as partial. Lineage: Eukaryota; Metazoa; Mollusca; Bivalvia; Ostreida; Ostreidae. The transcript has 3 exons.
CUGCAAGAAGCUCGCUUUCGGCUUGUUUCGAAUACAAUUCUAAUGGAUGUCCGUGUUUCUGUUUUACUAAUAAUCGGUUUAAGCUUUAGUUGUGGACAUUGCCUUGAUGAAGAAAGACUUCAGUGGAUGGAAAAAGAAAUCCAAAGACUGACAGUUAAACUAAAUGAACGUGAAUUGAAUUGCCAAAGACUUACUCAAACAAAUAUGGAGAAAAAAAUCUUGAUAUUAGAAAACCGUGCAAAAACCAAGAAUUGCGAAUUAAUAGACUUGAAAACGAAGCAGACCAAAAAAUGCAAGACGCUGGAAAUUUCAAUAAUGAACGGUUGCAUGAGAAGAACAAUAUAAUGAGAAACAGAACUAAACAUGAAUUGCCUUUAAUUCUUGGUUUAAUUUCCUCUUCGGUUGAUGGCAAGGAUGGAAAAGAGGAUUUGAAAUCUACAAGUCCCAUCAAACGUGCUGCCUCUGGAUCUGUGGCUUUCAGUGCAUAUAUGUCCAAUCGUGAGCCCGAGCCAAGUCCACAUCAUACUUUUAUUUUCGACUCUGUACUGACAAAUGUUGGUAACGGCUACAAUAAACAUUCAGGAAUAUUUACUGCUCCACACACAGUAGGCGCUUCGUUUACUGACGCAUAUGAUUCAACUUACACCCAAACUUCCAAUGGUCUUAUUGCGGUAGAGAUCAACGAAGGAGACACAGUAUUUAUUCGCACACAUCCGACUAAUUCUAAUAAGGGCAGAAUUACAAGCAAUCCCGUUGAACAUCGCACGUCAUUCAGUGGAUGGAAAAUCAAUUUAGACGAAGUAUUUACUUCGAAAAAAUGUUACAUUGUUCUUUGGAAAGGAAUAAACAAGAUUUGUACACUCCAUGUGGCACAAUGUUUAAUGAAAAAGAACCAUUUAAAAGACUUUAAUAAGAAUGUUUUAAUGAUAAUCAAAAAUGGGGGUCACUUAAAUGAGGGCAAAUAUAAUCCGAAUAUUGAUCUUUAUCAGACCUGGAUAUCAAAAUGGGUAGUUUUGUUCUCAGAGGGAACAUGUUUGAUAUCUCUAUAUGGAUAUU